CCAGAAUGGAAGUCGUACUACAAUCUGUGAGAACCUUUCUGAGGGUUCCGAAAAUUCCUAAAGUAAUCCGAUGGUGUCAUACAAACUCCAGUGGAUUGAGUUACUUUCACAAAGUUGGGAAGUACCCUCUGGCCUAUAGAACAAUUGGCCAGGAGUUGAGCCGAGUAGUGAGUGAAUUCGGUGAUCGCCAAGCUUAUAUUUGUGUCGAGGAGAAUAAGAGGUUCACUUACGGUGAGCUAAAAAUUCAAGCAGAUCGCUUGGCAGCAGGAUUUCAAGCCAUCGGUUUGACCAAAGGUGAUCGCCUUGGAAUUUGGGCUCCCAAUGUUUCAAUGUGGCCAAUUGUAAUGUUCGCAGCUGCAAGAGCUGGGCUCAUCCUUGUAGCCCUGAAUCCAGCCUAUGAAGCUCCAGAGUUGGAGUACUGCAUUCACAAAGUCGGAAUGAAGGCUCUAGUGACCUCAGAGAGUUUUCGUACUAAGGAUUACUAUGACAAACUGUUGCAGAUUAUUCCCAAUCUCAACACAUUUUCUCCUGGGAAGAUUCACAGCAAGAGAUUCCCCUUCCUUCAAAGUGUUAUAAUUAACUCUGAAAAAUACUUUCCGGGCACUCUUCGACUCUCUGAUGUUGAAUCUUUGGCAACUACUUCCCAAAUUGGUAAAAUCGAAGAUCAACAGAAAUUUAUCAGUCCAGAUAGUGGAUGCAAUAUUCAAUUUACUUCUGGAACAACAGGAAAUCCAAAAGCUGCCUUAUUGAAACAUUUUGCUAUAGUUAACAAUGCUAUUGACAUUGGAAGACGUGUUGAAUUAGAAAACAAGAAAAUCUGUAUGCCAGUGCCAUUUUUUCAUGUAUAUGGGGUAGUGGCAACAGUCAUGGCCGGUUUAUCUGCCCAAGCAAAUGUUGUUGUUCCAUCGGCUGUAUACAGUCCAGAUAAAACACUUCUUGCGAUUAGAGAUGAAGAAUGUCAAGUGAUUUAUGGUACGCCAACGAUGUACGUUGACUUAGUAAAUAAACAGAGAGAAAGGAAGUAUGAUCUUAAGGCAGAAAUUGGUGCAAUUGGUGCAGCAAUGAGCACUUCCCAUCUGUGCAGAGAAAUAAUAAACGUUUUAGGAUUAAAAAAAUUAAAGGCACUUUAUGGUAUGACAGAAAAAUCCGGUCUGAGCUUUGGCAGCCUUCCUGAAGACACCAAUGAGCAAGCAUUUAAAACAGUUGGUCAGGUUCAAGAUCACAUUGAGGUGAAAGUGAUUGAUAGUGCGGGAUAUCUGGUGCCAUUUGGGGUUCCAGGAGAGCUCUGUGCCCGCGGAUAUUUACUAAUGUCAGGAUAUUGGGGUGACGAAGAAAAAACAAAGGAGACACUGGGAGAUGAUGGAUGGCUGAGAACUGGAGAUCAGUUUGUGCUACAAGCUGAUGGAUAUGGAAAGAUCGUAGGGAGGCUAAAGGAAAUGAUCAUCAGGGGAGGAGAAAAUAUUUUUCCCAAAGAGAUUGAGGAUUUCCUAGCCUCAUGCCCUCAAAUAGCCGAAGUUCACAUCGUGGGAGUUCCGGAUAAGCGUCUGGGAGAGGAAUUGUGUGCUUUUGUACGUCUCCGUGCAGAAUGUGAAUCCUUUACUGAGAAGGACAUCAAGGAAUUUUGCAAAGGGAAGAUUUCCUAUCAUAAAAUCCCAAAGUACAUUGAAAUAGUCACAGAGUUUCCUAAAACUCUCUCAGGGAAGAUUCAGAAGUUUAAGCUGCAACAAUGGUUUGAGAAGAAAUAUGACAAGAAGAACAUGUUAAGAACAGAUUUGUGAAAUUUUCUUUUGUGAAUUUUGUCACAAUAAUUUCUACUAUAUGUAAGUGUGGUGCAAUUUGAAAAUGCAAUAAAGUAACAAAAAUAAUCUACAAUUUAACAAUGGAGAUGUUAACAAUAGUUUAAUCGUAUGGCUACAAAAUUAGUAUUAAUUUUAAUGCAUAAUUUUUAAAGUUUUAUUUUGAGGUCAGGGCUGUUCUCAUUAAAUUUAUUUGUGUAACAAUUCUAAUUGAUUCGCUUAAUUUGGUAUUUUCAUCCAAUUUUUUAAAAUUGUGAAUGUACAGAAUUAUUUCAAAA
Messenger RNA from Phlebotomus papatasi, 2074 nucleotides. Its product is annotated as medium-chain acyl-CoA ligase ACSF2, mitochondrial-like. Lineage: Eukaryota; Metazoa; Arthropoda; Insecta; Diptera; Psychodidae. The transcript is spliced from 2 exons. The record is from RefSeq and is a predicted model, not a curated record. The coding region runs from base 6 to 1778 and encodes 590 amino acids. Gene Ontology annotation, biological process: fatty acid metabolic process. Gene Ontology annotation, molecular function: medium-chain fatty acid-CoA ligase activity.